Messenger RNA from Ceratotherium simum simum (southern white rhinoceros), 3724 nucleotides. NCBI's taxonomy places the organism in Eukaryota, Metazoa, Chordata, Mammalia, Perissodactyla, Rhinocerotidae. The record is from RefSeq and is a predicted model, not a curated record.
GAGUACUUUAGUUCAACAGGAUCUUAGAGAUCAAUUAACUCUCCCUUCAAUGCAACAGUCCCUUUUGUAGCAUCUCUGCUAGUUGGCAUUUUGACUUUGCUUGACUGUUUAUGGUGUCUAUGGUCCUUGCCUUGUGAAAGUCUUUUCCAUUAUAGGGCAACUCUACACAAUAGGAAGGUCAUUUGCCUAAAUAUGCCUCCCUAUCACUUAUAUCUAUAAGCUUUCAUCCUCUUCCAUGAAGCCACAUCAAAUAUUUAACAUUUUAUUAUACAUGGUAAUUAUUUGUGAUAGUAUAAAUGAAGGAAGACAAAUAUAUGUGUGUCUACCUGAAAGAAGAUGAUGAGCAUAUAGUUAGGUUUUAGAACAUGAAGUGGAAGUGAGGGACUCUCUGUGAUUUUUCUCUUAAUGGAGUGCCAGAGAAGAAAGAAUAUUUGAUCAUGGGCUAGAUUAAAUAUAUCUCUAGGGAAUCUUUUUCUGAUCUAAGUUAGUCUAAUGGAGGUAGAGAAGGAGGUACUGCAUCUGAAGUGAGGUAUGUUAACAAAGAAAAGAAAAUUAGUUUUAAUACCUUUCAUAGUAAGUAUUUUAGAGGAAAAUAUAAUGAAUGGGGCAAAGCAUAAGUGGACUCAGAUACAGAACAUUUCUAGAAACCACAUCUAAGAUUAGGCGACUAAAGGGAACAUUCUUUUUGCUUUGUAUUUCAGUCUCAUAGGAGUCAUUGGUAGAAAAUGGUGAGGCAGCCUGUAAAGUAGGAAAUACACGUACUUGUUGAGCGGUGUCCUCUGGGCAGAGCACUGAAAUGCUAAGGGGUAAAAGGAACACUGUGUCUCAGUGGGACAGGAAAACAUGGACUAUACAUCACUCUUUUCUGAUCUUCUUAAUGAAUGACACCUCCCCUCUAAUUGUCAUUUGAUGAUGACUACUGAAAAUUUUGCUGUUUUCUUAUUUUUAGCUAAAAUGGGUACUAGGAAAAAAGUUCGUGCAUUUGUCCGCGUCAAACCCACCGAUGACUUUGCUCAUGAAAUGAUCAGAUACGGAGAUGACAACAAAAUGGGGGGACCAAGACAGACAGCACCCUGCAAACUAGGGCAAGAGGUACUGAAACUAAGCAUUGAUAUUCACUUAAAAAAAGAUACUCGGAGGGGAGUUGUCAAUAACCAGCAGACAGAUUGGUCAUUCAAACUGGAUGGAGUUCUCCAUAACGCCUCCCAGGACUUGGUUUAUGAGACAGUCGCGAAGGAUGUGAUUUCUCAGGCCCUCGAUGGCUAUAAUGGCACCAUCAUGUGUUAUGGGCAGACGGGAGCUGGUAAGACAUACACCAUGACGGGGGCAACUGAGAAUUACAAGCACCGAGGGAUCCUCCCUCGUGCCCUACAGCAGGUUUUUAGGAUGAUUGAAGAACGCCCCACACAUGCCAUCACUGUGCGUGUUUCCUACCUGGAAAUCUAUAAUGAGAGGCUGUUUGAUCUUCUGUCCACUCUGCCCUAUGUUGGACCCUCAGUCACACCAAUGACCAUCGUGGAAAACCCUCAAGGGGUCUUCAUUAAGGGCCUGUCAGUCCACCUCACAAGUCAGGAGGAGGAUGCAUUCAGCCUUCUUUUUGAGGGAGAGACCAACAGGAUUAUAGCCUCCCACACGAUGAACAAAAACUCAUCCAGGUCACACUGCAUUUUCACCAUCUACGUGGAGGCCCAUUCGCGGACACUAUCAGAUGAAAAGUAUAUCACUUCCAAAAUUAACUUGGUGGAUCUAGCAGGCUCAGAAAGGCUGGGGAAGUCUGGGUCUGAGGGCCGAGUCCUGAAGGAAGCUACCUACAUCAACAAGUCACUGUCAUUCCUGGAGCAGGCCAUCAUUGCCCUCGGGGACCAGAAGCGGGACCACAUCCCCUUCCGGCAGUGCAAGCUCACCCACGCCCUGAAGGACUCAUUAGGGGGAAAUUGCAGUAUGGUCCUCGUGACAAACAUCUAUGGAGACGCCGCCCAGUUAGAAGAGACGCUGUCUUCACUGAGGUUUGCCAGCAGGAUGAAGCUCAUCACCACUGAGCCUGCCAUCAAUGAAAAGUAUGACGCUGAGCGAAUGGUCAAGAACUUGGAAAAAGAACUGGCACUGCUCAAGCAGGAGCUAGCCAUCCAUGACAGCUUGGCCAACCGCACCCUUGUGAAUUACGACCCCAUGGAUGAAAUCCAGAUUGCUGAGAUCAACUCCCAGGUGCGGAGGUACCUGGAGGGGACGUUGGACGAGAUGGAUAUAAUCAACCUGAGACAGAUCCAGGAGGUGUUCAACCAGUUCCGGGUGGUUCUGAGCCAACAGGAACAGGAAGUGGAGUCAGCUUUACGCAAGAAGUACAUUCUCAUAGACAAGAAUGACUUUGCUGCCAUUUCUGCUGUCCAGAAGGCAGGGCUUGUGGAUGUUGAUGGACACCUAGUAGGGGAGCCUGACGGACAAAGCUUCGGACUUGGGGUUGCCCCUUUCUCUACCAAACCUGGGAAGAAAUCCAAGUCCAGGAAGACGUUCAAAGAGCAGCUCAGCUCCUCUGCAAGAAAGGAAGGUGCCAGCAGCCCUGUGGGUGGCAAAGACUUGGAUGUUUCUUUCUCUAAGACUCAGCUGACCCCAUCCUCCAAGGAUGGGGAUAUCAAAGACAUGCUUCUGCGGGACCGGGAGACCUCCAACAUCGAGCCCCUUCCCUCGGACUCCCCAAAGGAAGAAUUACGCCCACCCAGGUCUAGCACCCCACCCUCCAAGUCUGUGGCCUUCGAGGACUUUAAGAACGAGCGAGGUAGUGAGAUUAACCGCAUCUUCAAAGAAAACAAAUCCAUCUUAAAUGAGCGGAGGAAGAGGGCCAGCAAGACCACACAACGCAUCAAUGCCAUCAAGCGGGAGAUCGACAUCACCAAGGAGGCACUAAAUUUCCAGAAGUCCCUAAGGGAAAAGCAAGGUGAGUAUGAGAACAAGGGGCUGAUGAUAAUCGAUGAGGAGGAAUUCCUGCUGAUCCUGAAGCUCAAAGACCUCAAGAAGCAGUACCGUACAGAGUAUCAGGACCUGUGUGACCUCAGGGCUGAGAUCCAGUACUGCCAGCACCUGGUAGAUCAGUGUCGCCACCGCCUGCUCACUGAAUUUGACAUCUGGUACAAUGAGUCCUUCUUCAUCCCCGAGGACAUGCAGGUGGCACUGAAGCCAGGUAGCAGCAUCCGGCCAGGCAUGGUGCCUGUCAGCAGGAUCGUGUCUCUGGGAGAAGAUGACCAGGACAAGUUCAGCCAGCUGCAACAGAUGAUGCUGCCUGACGGCCCUGAUUCCGUCUCCUUCUACAAUGCCAAAGUCAAGACAGAACAGAAGCACAAUUACUUGAAAACCAUGAUGGGCCUCCAGCAGACACACAGAAAAUAGAGACUCCUUGUGAGUGCCUUGAAGGACAAGAUCCCCAGCCCUCCUGCCUGCUUUAGUGGAGCUGCUAAACCACCUGCCCAGAGCUCCAACCACUCUGCUCCAAGGCUGGGGCCCAACCCAGAGAAUACACAGUGUGUGCCAGGAGGCACAUCCUUCAAAGGACACCCUUGCUUAUCUUCACAGAAUACUUUUGGUUUCAAUUUACUAUCUUAUAUGCGGGGACAGGAUAAAGUCACUUUCUAGUCUGGACUUUUAGUGCUUACCCAAGAACUUUAUUUCCUGUCUGUGAGGAUGUCUUUGCUGUGUACAGGUAGGGUCAGAACUGAGUGUCCAGUGAAAAAGU